AUGAUGCUCGAACGUUUGCGUCGGAAACAUAGCAGCGGAGAUCUUUUAUGGCUCGUUUGUUAUAUCAGUACAUUGAGAAUAUGCUUAACGGACAACAAUGGGCUUGGUCAUUACAUUCGGAACUAUGAGGAGGUGAUUAUGCAGGAAAAACCUGGAAGAUCCGAGGGAGAACUCGAGCUGUUGUUUUGGGUAUUUGAACGGCCAUUUGAUUUGUUGUUGAGACGAAACGACAAGCUGUUUCACAGCAGCAUGAAAGUGCAUGUUGUAUCUGAGAAAGGAAUUGAGGAGAAGGAUUUUGAUCAUAGCAACUACUAUGUUGGAACAAUUAGAGGAGCUAGUGGGAGCAUUGUUCAUGGCUAUUAUAGUAACGAGUAUGGCUUUGAUGGUAUUAUUCAGCUGACAGAGGAAACGUAUUAUGUGGAACCAGCUCAACGAUUUCCUUCAACUUCAUUUUCAUCUCCAACUGUUGUCUAUCGAUUGAGUGAUGUGGUUUACAAUGAAACUGUGAAGUUUGUUUUCCAUGGAAAGUUAGCCAGUGCGUUACAUAUGGAGAAUUUUGUUAGUAAUCACUACAGAUCAAGAAGAGGCACUCGAUUCGACUCAAACAAGAACACCUGUGGUAUUGCUGUGGUAGCCGACUAUGAGUUCUUUAGUGGACCGGGAGAAAGCAGUGAAGCAACGACUAUUUCAGAGAUGAGUUAUCACAUCCAACAAGCUAAUACAAUAUUUAGAAACACUGAGUUCUCCAAUGAAAUACAGAACAUUGGAUUUCGAAUAGACAAGACUAUUAUAUAUACGACUGAAGAUAAUCCAUUUGACGGAAACUUCCAAGUUGAUGAAUUUCUUGACACUUUUUCAGAGCUGGAUUUUCGUGAUUUUUGUCUUGCUCAUUUGUUUGCUUACAAAGACUUUCAGAAUGGUGUUAUUGGACUUGCGUGGGUUGGUGAUACAAGUUCUGGUUCUGGUGGUGUGUGCGAAACAGAAAGAAUCACAACUCGCUAUGGUGAUCGUAGUCUGAACACAGGAUUUACGACUUUAUUUAACUAUCAAAGGAGGGUGCUUCGUGCUGUUUCAACAAUCACAACAACGCAUGAGCUUGGCCACAACUUUGGCUCAUGGCAUGAUGAAGCGAGUGAAGAAUGCAGUCCUGGUGAGUUUGGUGAUUCGAAUGGAAACUACAUCAUGUUUGCCAGCGCAACAGAUGGAUCUAAGUCAAACAACCAGCAAUUUUCUCCAUGCAGCAAGCCUGUUAUGGCUGAUGUGAUCAGCGCCAAAGGAGGAUGCUUUGUAGCAGCAAAUCCAGAUCCACAAUGUGGUAAUGGAGUCGUGGAAGGCGAUGAAGAGUGUGACUGUGGAUCAAGUGAUGUAGACAGUUGUAAGGCAGUAGAUCCAUGCUGUAAUCCAGGCAACUGCACUCUAAUUGAGGGAGCAAAGUGCAGUCCUAUGGCUAAGGCAUGCUGCAAUGAGUCUUGUGAAUUUUCUAUGUCGUUGUGUCGGAAGCAAGAGGAAUGCAUCUAUCCCACAUACUGCAAAUAUCAAUCCAACUGUUGGUUGUUCUUUUUUGGCACUGGAGUCUCAGGUGAUUGUGAGGAUCCCGAGUAUUGGGAAGACAACACAGUAUGUAAUGACGGUGCCAACACAUGCAUCAAAGGCCAAUGCAUUGGUUCGGUAUGUGCCGUAUGGGGUGUUGAGCGUUGUGAUUGUGUGACUGAAGAGCAGUUGUGCCAUGUUUGUUGUCUGUGGGAUGGCGAUUGUGUGUCAACAUUUGAUCGUCAUGAGACUGAUGAAAAAGUGAACGGAAGUUUUAUUCCACCGGGCACCCCUUGUUCUGAUUUCAUGGGUUAUUGUGAUAACACUGGCACCUGCAAGACGGUUGACAACCAAAGUCCGUUAGAUGAUCUCAAGGAUUUUCUGGGAAGUAUUAGUUUCAACAGUAUAAUUGAGUGGCUGAAAGAAAACUGGCAAUACGUUUUGUCAGGAUUCGGUGGAUUGUUUGUUGUGCUCGUUCUGUUUCAAGUCGUCUACAGACGUCAACACUCAGAUCACGAUGAUUUCAAUGAUGAUGACGAAACACGAACUCUCUUGCCACAUGACCAUGAAAGAGCAUCAUUGGAGGAAUCUCAGAUGAGAGACAAACGAGUAACGGACAGAACAAAUGAGAACGACAAGCCAACGGAUAUCAGCAGCGUAUAGACACACACACACACACACACAGGAAAGUAUCAUUAUAUGUUGACAUUGACUUUAUACAACGACAGAGACGUUAGUUUGUACGAAAUUGAAAUAUUUAUUUGUGUGAUUGAGA
Corticium candelabrum is the source of this 2305-nucleotide messenger RNA. Its product is annotated as disintegrin and metalloproteinase domain-containing protein 10-like. Lineage: Eukaryota; Metazoa; Porifera; Homoscleromorpha; Homosclerophorida; Plakinidae. The transcript has 27 exons. Bases 1 to 2193 code for a protein of 730 amino acids. The record is from RefSeq and is a predicted model, not a curated record. Gene Ontology annotation, molecular function: metalloendopeptidase activity. Gene Ontology annotation, cellular component: plasma membrane. Gene Ontology annotation, biological process: membrane protein ectodomain proteolysis; Notch signaling pathway.